CGACCGUCUUGAUCUCUUGGCCCCGCCGCUGACGCACUAUCUCCAUUCCACCUCUCCUCUUCUCCUCAAUUAUCAUCCCAGAGCGCCUCCUUCAGUCUCUGGGCGGCUCUUACUCUCGCGGCUGGCGCCAUGACGACCUCCAACCCCUCUCAUCUCCUACUGAACCGCAACCCUCGCUCGCCCGCCCACCCACAACUAGUCCAGACUGCCCUCUAUGCUCCCUCGCCUACUCCUGGACCAGCAGCGCACCUCUUCUCCUAUGGGUCUCCGCCUCCUUCGGAGAUCCAUCACGCACGGAGUCAGAGUACGCCCGCCCUUUCCUUCCCCGACACCGGCAGCGAAUGCGGGGACGAUGACGUUGUCGUCCACCCCACGUUCUGGAGCGACGCAACAUUCCCUGGGCGCGUCAAGGUGGUCGUCGGGCGGCACGAGUUCUGGUGUCACAAGGAGGUACUUUGGUUUGCAAGUCCAUUCUUCAGCGCAUGCUUGCAAGGGAGUUGGGCCGAGACCGAGGUUGCCGAGCCGCGCUUCCCCGCUGCGUCCGCGGAUGACGGGCGGCCAGAUUCCAUGCAAAUGGAUCCACCGGAGGAGAGGGAGGAGGCCGGACACGAGGGCGAGACGGAAGGGAAGACCAGCGUCUACCUUGAUGCGGUCGAUCACGGCGUCGCGGAUAUCAUGCGCGAGCUGCGCGAGCUGCCCGACCCGCGGGGCGACGCGUUGGAGACACUGGUUGAAGGGGAGAGUCUGCGACGUGCGGAGCGCGCAAGCGAGGCCGGGGAGGAGGUGAAGGCGCCGGCCAAGGAUGAGAAGGAGCUGGCCGUGCCUGCAGAGGGCGAGAAGGAAGAGGCAACACAAGAGACUGCUAAGACGCCGGUGGAGCACAAGCGGCGGUCCAAGGAAAGCCCAACAAAGCUGGAGCUCGACCUUGCACGUCAUGCCAAGCGGACGUCGGCGUCGAGCCUCAACCUCGCGCGCCGGCGGACACACAGUGCAGGCCGCGAGAGACGGCGGCAUGAGAGACACGACGCUCUCAUCGAGUUGCCAGAGGAUAGCCCUGCGGCAUUCCAGGACUUCUUAUUCUGGGCCUAUCCCCACCUCGAGUGUAAAGUGACAUGGACCAACGUGGCGCGUCUUCUUGCUCUCUCAUCCAAGCUCAUCGUUCCCGCCCUCCAGGCGCAAUGCGAGCGCUUCCUUCUUACUCAUGCAUCCGGGCGACCGAUAGAGGCUCUAGCCCUAGCCGAGAAGCACGAGAACAGCGAGUUGUAUCGUGAGGCUAGCCGCUUCGUGCUGGAUCAAGCUUCUUGGGACCCGGACGAGUUCGAAAGUCUCUCAGAGCAGACGCAGAUAAAGCUAUCCAGACGCCGCAUGUGGUUCCUCGAACGUCUACUCAAACUGGGCACGAUUGACGUGAAGAAGGAAUACGUCUGUCGUCCCGACUGCCCGGACCAGUCGCGCUGCCAGGCGCAGCUCGACGAGAAGUGGCGGCAGGCGCACACCGCUGUGUCGCGGUAUGGCCCACCACAACCAUCGGUCGCAUUCCGUUGCCUGCGCCAACUUGAGGGCUUUCCGACCAAUCCAGCCCUCAUCAUGCAGCACCCGCUGUGCCAAAGUAGCGCUAAGAGCUGGGUCGCCAGCUUGUUUGAUCGUAUGUUCCAGCUAAAGGCCAUCAGCGCGCGCACCCCUGGAACGGAGAAGUACUGGAUGUUUAUCACGAUGAAUUAACGACCGAGUGUCACAUGUGUAGCAUCAAAUCAU
Messenger RNA from Cutaneotrichosporon oleaginosum, 1755 nucleotides. RefSeq lists its product as uncharacterized. The record is from RefSeq and is a predicted model, not a curated record. Lineage: Eukaryota; Fungi; Basidiomycota; Tremellomycetes; Trichosporonales; Trichosporonaceae. Gene Ontology annotation, molecular function: protein binding.